AUGCCGAACGAAAUCAAAGAUAUCACCACCCGCGACGAAUCGUCCUUCCCCUACAUCUACGAGCAGAAUGUUUCCAUUUCCCUGAAAGACGAAUCAGGCGUCGUCCGCGUCAAUGUCUAUCGCCCCAAGGGCUCAGAAAAGGUCCCCGUCCUGGUAACAUAUGGACCCUAUGGAAAGGAUAUUCCUUACAAGGACUUCCAUCCCCAGAGCUACAGCGAGGUCAACCCCGAGCAACGCUCCGAGCAUUCGUCCUGGGAAACCCCCGACCCAAAGUAUUGGACCAGCCAGGGCUAUGCAGUCGUGCGUGCCGAUGAGCGUGGUACCGGACAGUCGGUCGGCAAGCUCGACACCAUGUCCCGGGGCACGAGCGAAGCCUUCUUUGACGUGGUAGAAUGGGCUGCCGAGCAACCUUGGUCUUCUGGAAAGGUCGGUCUACUGGGAAUCAGUUAUUACGCCGGUAGUCAAUGGCGGGUUGCAGCGCGGCAACCGAAGGGACUCUCUUGUAUCAUUCCCUGGGAAGGCAUGUCAGACUAUUACCGCGAUCGAUGCCGACACGGUGGAAUCCUGGCCAACUCGUUCAUCAAGUUCUGGUGGGAUCGCCAGGUCGUGAGUAACCAGUACGGACUCCCCGGCCGAGCAGCGCGAAACUGGGGCCCCGAUACAAUCGAGGGCGAUCUGUCUGAAGAAGAACUCAUUGAAAAUCGCCAAGAUCAGACGAUCGAUAACGCAGAGAAUAAAUUCCGCGACGACCUGUACUAUGCCUCUAAGGAGUAUAGCAUGUCAGACAUCCAAGUCCCUCUCCUCUCAGUCGCAAACUGGGGCGGAAUCCUCCUCCACCUCCGCGGCAACAUCGAAGGAUGGACACAAGCAGGCUCGGAACUAAAAUACCUCCGCUUCAUCGCCGGCCGCCACGAUCUCCCCUUCUACUAUUCGGAAGAAGUCGAGGUUCAACGCAGUUUCCUUGACGCAUUCUUGAAAGAUGACGACCGCGCCGGCUGGUCGACCGGCAAAGCUCCCAAAGUCGACAUCCUCCUCCGCAAAGGCGAUGUGGGAUUCAACAACGCGGAAGCAGAGAAGACAUUCCCCCGACGCAUUGAGCACGAGUGGCCUAUCGCAAGAACCCAGUAUACGAAAUUCCAUCUAACUUCAUCCCGCGAGCUGCUGAGCCACGCACCGAUCGAGAAAAAGAGCAGCAAAAUCUCAUACGCGGCUCUGGGCACGAUCGAGAAUCCCUCCGUCGUCCAAUUCAAAACCGCGCCAUUCGAGAAAGAAACUGAAAUCACAGGCCACAUCGUCACACACCUUAACGUCUCAAUGAGCGCUAACGCCGGCUCCACUACACCGCAAGAUCUUGACCUCUUCGUGACGUUGCGCCACAUUUCACCUGCUGGAAAGGAGGUCUUCUACACCGGUACAGCCGGUGACCCCGUACCUCUUUGCAAGGGUUGGUUACGCGUGAGCAUGAGGAAGGUGAAUGAGAAGCAUGUGCGGCAUCGGGAAUAUUUGCCACACCGCGAUUACUGUUCUAGUGAUGUGUUGCCUGUUCUUCCUGGUGAGGUUUACCCGGUUGAUGUGGAGGUUUGGCCUACAAAUGUUGUUGUUGAGAAGGGGGGAAGUAUUGUUCUUGAGGUUUCUAGUGGCGAUACGCAGGGGUCUGGGAUCUUUUUGCAUAAUUCGUCGGUUGAUCGGUCGGUUGAACGAUUCGAUGGUCAGAACCAUAUUCAUUUUGGGAUUGGGGAGAAUUAUGUUACUCUUCCUAUUAUUCCGUGA
Molecule: messenger RNA, 1770 nt
Organism: Penicillium waksmanii
Lineage: Eukaryota; Fungi; Ascomycota; Eurotiomycetes; Eurotiales; Aspergillaceae
Product: CocE/NonD family hydrolase
Exons: 1
Coding region: 1-1770 (589 amino acids)
Molecular function (GO): dipeptidyl-peptidase activity
Source: RefSeq, a predicted model, not a curated record